This is a messenger RNA of Ixodes scapularis (black-legged tick), 2466 nucleotides long. RefSeq lists its product as uncharacterized. The transcript has 5 exons. Gene Ontology annotation, molecular function: RNA-DNA hybrid ribonuclease activity; nucleic acid binding. The coding region runs from base 1 to 2466 and encodes 821 amino acids. The record is from RefSeq and is a predicted model, not a curated record. NCBI's taxonomy places the organism in Eukaryota, Metazoa, Arthropoda, Arachnida, Ixodida, Ixodidae.
AUGCCUAACGCCACCCAAGACGACGCUGACCAGAACACGGAUCAGAACAGCAACUUGAGCCCUAACAUCGAAGCCACCAUUAGUAAGAUUCCUCCAGCUACGGACAAUGACCCAAUCAUAAUGGACGGCCAGGAUCCUCCGGACGGCGAGAUUCUGAGCUCGGAUGCUGCUCUUGACGACGGCGGUGAAUGGUAUCCAGCCCGUGCUCCCCGAAAACGCCGGUACAAGGAAACAUCCAGUCAAGACUCGGAAAAGGACGCCCCUCGGACCGAAAGCCUCACCGUGAUAUUUGUGCCAACAAAAGAAGGUGACCGUAUCAGCAGUCUGAGCAGCCUAAAGCUGUCAGACGGUUUAGAACUUCUGUGCCCCGAGUGCAUUGUCCAAAUUGGGCCAAAUGAGCGUCUGAACUUAAUUGCCGUGGAUGUGAGAAAUGGAUUCACCACAAGAGCACUGCUCAAAUGCACACGGCUCUGCGGACUUCCAGUGAAGGCGUACGAGGGCCUUGCAGGUCCCACAGUCGAAGGUGUGAUCAAGAACGUCGACAUAGCACUUCCUGAAACAAAAAUUGCUGGACGACUGCAGUCUGAUACGGAGAUCGCUCGAGAGAACAUUUGCAAUCUCAAGCCUCCAACAACGAAUGUCACAAAUUCAAAGCCAUCUUCGCUACCGACUCCAGAUGUGGACUGGCUGUCCAUUAUCAAAACCGCUGCACAUAUGGCAUGCUCUUUUCUCACACCCCUACAAACACCAUGGGCAUGUGGUCUACAAUGGGUGGUCCAAUUCGUCAUUGACCAGUUGGACCGCUAUUUCACCAAACAACAGAAGAUCCUUUUUCGUACAAGUUCCUGCCGUCGUUCGGUGACACAAGGUGUUCCUCAGGGCAGUGUUUUAAGUCCUUUCCUCUUUAACCUUGCUAUGGCCGCCCUUCCGUUUUCUCUGAAAACAUUGCCCAAGUCUCCUGCAGCUCUGCACAUCGCGAUAUACGCUGACGAUGCAGCACUCUGGUGCGUCGGUCCCUCAAGGACUUCAAAAAGUAUAGGCUCACAGCUGCAGAGAGCACUUGACGAGGUUGUGAAGACCACAGAAGACCUCGGGCUCACUCUUUCUGUCACAAAAACCGCGUUUCUUUGCUACCGUCCCAACGGUACACCCAGCCGACCCGUAGCUAAUGCUCCGAAGAUAGGUAACAUCCCUCUUCAGCAUGUUACGACUCAACGAUACCUGGGCGUCCUGAUCGACAACCACGUGACCUGGCGCCCUGAAGCAAAGCGACUACUCAUCCAGUGUCGUCAGCUGAUGGGCGUUCUUCGCUGCUUCCGACGAAGGAACUCGGGCCUCUCUCCACAGGGACUUCUAGCUCUGUACCGUGGACUCAUCCUCUCAAGAAUACUUUACGCUGUACCACUACUUAACCUUGGCAGACACCAGAUACAGCAGUUGGAGCAAUUUCAUCGAUGCGCGCUGCGACUGUGCCUUGGGCUUCCACGAUUCUCUGAAAAUGUAGCGACGCUAGUUGAGGCAAGAGAAAACCCGAUCUCGCUUCACAAAAGAAAACGAGCAAUGCGCCAUCUAGUGCGACUCCAAGACGCCUCAUCGACGACAUCUCUUCUAUCCAAACUCCGCUCACGGCCGCUAUCCUGCCUUGGAGCUGUCACAAUAGAAUUCGAGGACCAGAUCGGACCACCCAAAAGGCGAUUCCCACCGACACCACCCCACACAACCUUACCACCGUUGAAUGUGACCGGUACUCUACCGUUCUUCCAACGAAAGUCAUCUGUCGCUCCCAUCGUAGCUCGUUCCCUCGCUAUGGAUCUCCUAGAUAGAUGGUAUAAAGGCUGGCUACAUGUCUUCACUGAUGGGUCGACUAAGCCCGAAACAGCAACAUCUACAGCGGGAUUUCUGAUCCCGUCCAUGGCGGUGCACCAAGCUGGUAGGCUUAAUUUUCAUACAACGUCAACAACUGCGGAACUAGUAGCUAUCUGUAAGGCUCUUGAGGCGCUGCUUGUACUUGAGCCUCAAGCGGCAGUUAUACUAACAGAUUCCAGAAGCGCCCUUUGUCAUCUUGAAAACCUGGAAGAUGCUCCACCACUCGCACAGGAAGCCGCCCAUGUAGCCCGCAAAGUUGAAGCCAAGGGAUGGAGACUGGCAUUCCAAUGGAUUCCAUCUCAUUGUGGCAUUAAAGGCAACGAGCAGGUGGACUCUCUGACGGCUAAGGCUCAUGGCCAGGAGACCCCAGAAUACUUCAUCCCCCGAUUCAGUGAGGCCAAGCGUCUUCCCCUGCGAAUGGGGCAUCCUCAUGACGGUGUCGCCUCUGGCAAUGCUCCUCCUCCCCUACCGGAGUCGAAACUCAGCCGAAAGGAGUCUAGCCUUCUGCAUCGCCUGAGAGUUGGUUACUCUUUAUCACUGCCGCUGCUGGUGCCCGAGUGCGUCUCUGUUGAUCACGCGAUUGCACACGUAGAUGACUAA